AUGGAUGCCAGCUUGGUACAUGAUCCAUGGGCUGAUACCAGUAGCAAGAACAUCACUCCCAUCUUAUACCCUACAAUCAUGAUCAUCCCCACAGGCAAUGGAUCUGUGUGCACCUCCAUAAUCAUGGGUGAGGCUCCAGGAAUCAAAGCCUGCACUGUAAUCUAUGAUGUACCUGGGCACUCUGCAUAUGUUGGGAUCUGGCUUUUGAUCUGUGCUAAUGACCAGGAAGUGGUCCAGGCAGAGGCCUGCUUUGACUAUGACUCCAUUGACACCAUUACAUGGAGUGUAGCUGCUACAGAAGAGACCCUCCCCCCCAACAUUGCUACUACAAUCUAG
Messenger RNA from Xylona heveae TC161, 336 nucleotides. RefSeq lists its product as hypothetical. The transcript has a single exon. Lineage: Eukaryota; Fungi; Ascomycota; Xylonomycetes; Xylonales; Xylonaceae. The record is from RefSeq and is a predicted model, not a curated record. The coding region runs from base 1 to 336 and encodes 111 amino acids.